This is a messenger RNA of Trichoderma atroviride IMI 206040, 906 nucleotides long. The record is from RefSeq and is a predicted model, not a curated record. Lineage: Eukaryota; Fungi; Ascomycota; Sordariomycetes; Hypocreales; Hypocreaceae.
AUGUCUCGCGCGCUGCUUAUAACAGGAGCCACCGGAAAACAAGGCGGUAGCGUCAUCAAAGCUCUGCUUGCCAGGAAUGCCGAUUUUAAAAUUCUAGCCGUCACAAGAGAUGUCGCUUCACCAUCAGCCAAGAGGCUGGCUGCAGCAUCUCCAAACAUCACACUUGUCCAGGGCAAUCUAGACAAUACAGAGGCUAUAUUCCAAAAUGCCAAGAAAGCGGCCCAAGAACCCGUCUGGGGAGUUUUUAGCGUUCAGGUGUCCAUGAAUAAGACGGGUCCAAUUAUCGAACAGGCGCAAGGCAAGGCCCUCGUUGAUUCGGCCAUCAAGCACGGUGUAGAGCACUUUGUCUACUCGUCUGUAGAUCGCGGCGGCGCAAAGUCAAUUGACAAUCCCACCAACAUCCCUCAUUUCGUCAGCAAACAUCACAUUGAGCAUCAUCUCAUCAAUAGUGCUGGGGAUAAAAUGUCUUGGACGAUUCUCAGGCCCGUGGCGUUUAUGGAGAACUUUGCACCUGGUUUUGUCGGCAAGAUUUUCGCCACCAUUUGGAGAGAAGCCUUAAAGUCUCGCCCGUUGCAGCUCAUAUCGACCGACGACAUUGGUACAUUUGCAGCUCUAUCUUUUAUGCAGCCGCAUGAAUACUCAGGCAAGAGCAUAUCGCUGGCUGGCGAUGAACUGACAUAUGCUCAGGUAGAAGAGGUCUUUCGUAAGGAGACGGGGGCUCCUCCGCCCACUACAUUUGGUUUCAUAGCCCGCCUCGUAUUGAGAAUGUCAGAAGAGAUGAGAACCAUGUUUACUUUCUUCGAGAAAGAAGGGUACGGAGCUGAUAUCAAAUCGAUAAAGGAGAUUGACCCUGAAUUGAAGACUUUCAGCCAGUGGUUAGGUAGCAAGUCACCGGCGAAGCCUUAA